AUGAAAGAAAUUAUGAAGCACAUAGAGGAACGAUUUGAUGCGCUUUUUACUUCAAAUAAUAAAAGGAAUUGCGACUCAGUCGUAAACAAUAUUCCAGUAAGGGUCACGGAAGACAUGGACAAGGAGCUGAGCGCAGAGGUCACAGAAGAAGAAAUCAGAAAAGCAGUAUUUAGCAUGGGUAGCCUCAAGGCUCCUGGACCAGAUGGCCUGAAUGGACUGUUCUAUCAAAAGCACUGGGAGAUAAUCAAGAAAGAGGUAUGUGCAGUAGUCAGAGAAUUCUUUCGAAAUGGGUUCUUGCCAGAAGAGAUUAGCGAAACCAUAGUAGUUUUAAUUCCAAAGGUAAAAGAUCCGGAAGAACUUAAUCAGUUAAGACCAAUUAGUUGUUGCAAUUUUAUUUACAAAAUAAUAACCAGGGUCAUAAUGUUGAGACUAAAAGGGCUCCUCGAGGAUAUAGUGUCCCCAACCCAAAGUGCAUUUGUGGGAGGAAGGCUCAUACAAGAUAAUGUAGUAAUCGUCCAAGAAGUCUACCAUAGCCUAAAUAGGAAAGGAAGAGAUGGAUCAGAAAAUGUAGCAAUCAAAUUAGACAUGAACAAGGCAUAUGACAGGCUUGAAUGGGAUUUUCUUGAGAAAGUGCUCAAGAAAUUUGGGUUCGCUGAAAAGUGGGUUGACUUGGUGAUGAAAUGUGUAAGAAGCGCAAGUUAUAGGGUAAGAGUCAACGGUGAGUUAUCGAAGAAGAUAAAGCCUCAGAGGGGUCUUAGACAAGGGGAUCCAUUAUCCCCAUACCUGCUCAUUUUAGCAGCGGAGGUAUUCACGAUUCUUAUGCAGCAGGCUAAAGAGAAAGGCAACAUAACGGGUCUAAAGAUAGCCCCAACAGCUCCGGCUAUUACUCACUUGUUGUUCACGGACGACUGCAUUAUUUUUGCGAAGGCAAAGGAGGAAGAGAUAUUUCAGAUCAUAACCGUACUGAACGAAUACACAGAGGCAUCCGAGCAAAUAAUCAAUAUGAACAAGUCAGGCCUCUCCUUCGGAAGUCAAGUGCCGAUACAAACGAGAGUAGACAUAGAAGAUAUUUUAGGAAUGAAAACAUGGGACAUGGCAGGAAAGUACUUGGGGCUACCAGCCAUAUGGGGAAGAUCUCACAACAAAGCUCUAGCAUGGAUUGAAGAGAAGAUCAUGAAUAAACUAGAAGGUUGGAAAGAAAGGUUGUUGAAUCAAGCAGGCAAAGAAACUCUAAUAAAGUCGUGGGCAGCAUCGGGGAAGGAACGGGACAUUCAUUGGAAGAAGUGGGAUAGCAUCACUGAGAGCAAGAGUGAAGGGGGAUUGGGGUUUAAAGACCUGGUAAAACAAAAUACUGCCUACCUGGCAAAACAAGCAUGGAGAGCUUUCAAAAAUCCAAAUGCAAUCUGGGUACAAAUUUUGAAAUCGUUGUAUUUCCCGGACGGCAACUUCUGGACAGCAACGGGUAAAAAAGGCGCCUCAUGGGUCUGGAGAAGCAUCUUACAUGGAAGAGAGCUAUUAAGGAAAUGCGCAAAGUGGAGCAUAGGAGAUGGCUCCAAAGUGAGCAUCUGGAAAGACAAUUGGAUCGCAGGUAGGAGCAGCCCUCUUAACACAAACAGCACAGAUGACUCGAAGGUUAACGAUCUCAUUGUAAAUGGGGAAGGGUGGAAUAAAAGGAAGAUCGAGAGCAAAUUCUCCCAAGAAAUUUGCAAGGAGAUACUUAGCACCCCUGUUAGUGUAAUGAACAAAGAAGAUCAUCUGUAUUGGCCAUGGAGGGAAGAUGGGAAUUACUCAAUAAGAACCGGAUACUAUGUUGCAAGAAGAGUUGGGCAGAACAGCAAAUAUGAAAAUCUAUCAACAAGUGAAGAUAAAAGGGAGAUAUGGAAGGAGAAGUUGAGAGCAGGUGGGGGAGAGGACAAGGAGAAGAGGAUCAGCAAGCUAGGAUUUCUCAUGUGGGAAAUAUGGAAAACAAGAAAUAACAAGCUGUUUCAACAGCAGGAUGUAAAUCCUAAAUGGACAAUCUGUAGGGUUAAAGCACUAGAGGCAAUUUACUGGAAACUAACAGAAAAACAACACACACAGAAAACAGAAGGCAAUAGAAGUAAAACUAACCUGGUGAAAUGGAGACCUCCCCUUGAAAACUGGUUGAAGGCGAACGUUGACGCAACAUUCAGGAAGGAUACUGGAACUGGUGCAAUUGUCGUGGUUAUCAGAGAUCACAAAGGAAGAAUUAUAUUAGGUUUUUCAGGAAAAAUCCAAGCCACAUCAAGUACUGUGGCAGAAGCUCAGGCAGUAAGGCAAGCAUUAAUCAUAGUGAAUAAUUUACAAAUGGGCAGAACCUUAAUAGAAACUGACAACCUAAAGCUAGCUCAAGCUAUCAAAUCUAAAACAGCUUUAGGAGAGGCUAUGGCCAUAAUCCAAGACAUUCAAAUUUUAAUGGCGAAUUUACCUGAAAAGGGAAUGACUUGGACCCCCAGAAAUGGAAAUCGUCUAGCCCAUGCAGUGGCGAAAGCAGCAGAAGCAGAGACACUACAAGCAAGCUGGAGCACUAAACCACCUACAGAAAUAUAG
Molecule: messenger RNA, 2568 nt
Organism: Arachis duranensis
Lineage: Eukaryota; Viridiplantae; Streptophyta; Magnoliopsida; Fabales; Fabaceae
Exons: 3
Coding region: 1-2568 (855 amino acids)
Molecular function (GO): nucleic acid binding; RNA-DNA hybrid ribonuclease activity
Source: RefSeq, a predicted model, not a curated record